Molecule: messenger RNA, 1428 nt
Organism: Eimeria necatrix
Lineage: Eukaryota; Apicomplexa; Conoidasida; Eucoccidiorida; Eimeriidae
Product: replication factor-A C terminal domain-containing protein, putative
Exons: 13
Coding region: 1-1428 (475 amino acids)
Biological process (GO): DNA replication; DNA recombination; DNA repair
Cellular component (GO): nucleus
Molecular function (GO): DNA binding
Source: RefSeq, a predicted model, not a curated record
AUGCUAGACUCGGCUGUCUCCUCCAGUGGACCCAGCGAGAGGUACUUGAGCAUCAGCUCCCUCAACCCCUAUGUACAUCGGUGGCAGAUCAAGGCUCGAGUUGUUGACAAAAGCCCGCUGCAGACCACAAAAAACAACAGCAGAUUUUUCCAUGUUGACAUCACAGACUCCGCGGUUUACUGUUUCUCUCGUGGUAGGGUCAACGUAGCUAACAAGCGCUUCUCGACGCUGAGCAACAACUAUGAGUUGUCAUUCUCAGCCGAUUCAGACAUUAAGCCAGCAGAAGAUGAUGGGUCAAUCCAUGCAAAAAGGAGCUUAUGUACAAUGCCCCUACGGAACAUCUUCAACUCUACAAGAGAGUGCCCAUUUCCCACGGAUGUGCUGGCCGUGGUCGUUGAAGUUCAGCCAAUAUCUUCUGUCACAGCAAGAAGCAGCGGCGAAGAGCUUAAGCGCCGCGUGCUGAAGGUCCGCGACAAGUCGCAAGUGGAAAUGGAAGUCAGCUUGUGGGGUGAGCAGGUUGACUCCAUAACUGAGUCAGCACCCCUACCCCAAGUAUACGGACUUACGGGCCUUAACAUAAGGGACUGGCGAGGCGCAAGGAGUGCCAGCACCACGAAGUCUUCCCAAAUAAUAAAGGCGGGCGCAGGACUUCUUUCGUCUGAGGAAGAAGAGAGCGCAGCGGAAAUGCUGCAGUGGUAUACCACCACAGGCAGCAGCCUUUCGUUUCACAACAUGUCUCGAGGAGGCCCACCUAGUGAGGGAGCGUCGAACGAGCGAAAGCCCGUGCAGGAAAUGAGUAUCAAAGAUAUCAAGGACAAAAAUGAGCCUGGGACCUAUGCCUUUAUAGCCCAAGUCCGCAGGAUAUACUGGAAGCCAAGGCAACAACAACAGCAGUCACAGCAACCGCAGCAGGACAUUUAUGCCUAUGCUGCCUGCCCCACCUGUCGCAAGAAACUGCAUGAGGACGCUGCGAAUGAAUACUCGUGCUAUCCUUGCAACACUAGCCACGUAACUCCUGAUUGGCGGUACAUGCUACUCGCUUCGUUCAUAGACGCCACAGGCUCCUUGAGCUGCAGAUGCUUCGCAGACAUGGGGCAAUCGCUGCUUGGCUCUCCUGCAUCGGAAGUGCGGGGCUGGAGUGCAGAGAAAAAAGAGAUUUUCUUCGACUGGCAGUCGAUCCUAAAGAAUUCCUUCCGCGUACUUGUCAAGGCAGAGUUUGACAACUAUAAUGGGGAGCAGCGAAUGAGAUACACAGCUCUUAGGGUGGACAUGAUGGACCCCCACAGUCUAGCUCUGCUACUAUACCAGCAAAUCAAAACUGCGGUGCCUACGAUAACUGAUUUCGCCGAGAGCAAGAAGUCGAAAUUUCAGGAAAGUGAUAGUGGGCUUCAGCGGGAGCCGAAAAGGUCGGUUAUCGAGGCCCACUGA